AUGAAGAAACUGGUCUUUAAAGUUACACAUGACAAACAUAAAUGCAAACUCUUAACACAACGCCGCGGCACUGACCGCCCGCCCGCCCUGCCGGCAGAAACUUUGCCGCCCCAGGUUCCUCGCCCACGAAAACGGCGCUUGGGGGCCAACUCUCCCUCCCCACCCGACCGAGGGCCGGCAACCCUCGGAAAGGACACGACCGGCGGCGACUGCAUCCCCGCCGCGCUGGGCCCUACCCUCCCGCCACUCCCGGCCCCAGCCCACUUGAGCCCCCUCCCGCGUCGCCGGCAGCGGCCUGGCGACCGGGGAGCGGUGGGCAGCAUCCCGGUGGCGGGGACACGGAGCAGGCACCGCCACAGCCGCCGAUGGCGACGGAUUAUCGUGGGGUGGGACGGCUACUUACUCCUUCUCCGCCAUGAUCAGCGCCGGAAGAGAGAGGGCGGGCGCAUGCGCGGGGCCGACUUAACCCGUCUGCCUGCGCAGGCAGGGCCCUGGGCGCCGGCAGGACCCCGGGUUUGGGUAUCCGCGGCGGCGCCUGACCGCGGUGCGGGCGCCAGGGUGACUGGCGAGUGCCUGAGGCCUGAUCCUGUGAACGCCUGCCUGUGCUCUUCAAAAUCACCCACCGAGGCACCGGCCCAGACACGCCACUACACACACGCGGGGAGAAGGGAAACCAGUGGAACUGGGGGCAGCAAAGAAUUAUCCAGCGUAAAAAGAGCGUGGGCAGCUGGGCCAGGCAUGAUGAACACCAAGCUCUGCAUUUCCUGGCUUGCUUUGUUGCCCGUUGGCAGCACGCAGCCCUCCUUGGUGGCACUGAAGAACGUUGUUGAGAACGCUUUGGACAGGAGUUGCAGCCAUAUCAACGCUGAUUUUUGUAAAAUAGUAUUACUUCACGCUAAUCGUGCAAUAAAACGCCUAUGGUAUCUGCCGAAGGAAGAGGUUGUCUGCACCUUCUCCCCAAACUUUUGAACUCGAAUUUCUGCUAAAUCCGAGAGGCAGCGUUCACAAAAAGUUCCAACAACUUUCCUGAAAACCGGCAGCUGCAGAGGGAAAAGCGUGCGUCAUAGUGCUCUUCGGCAAAUGGCUGCAGGUGGGCAGCGGGC
Aquila chrysaetos chrysaetos is the source of this 1103-nucleotide messenger RNA. RefSeq lists its product as uncharacterized. Lineage: Eukaryota; Metazoa; Chordata; Aves; Accipitriformes; Accipitridae. Bases 1 to 969 code for a protein of 322 amino acids. The record is from RefSeq and is a predicted model, not a curated record. The transcript is spliced from 3 exons.